GACAUUAUGGAUGAUAUUGAUACUAUUCAAAGAAUCCGACAUUACAAUCCGUACCUUAUUCGAACAAACUAGGUACAUAAAUCAGAUUGUAAAAAGUAUUUAAAAUCUCAAGAUAUUAUUAUAUUUAGAAAAUAAUUGUCAAUCAAGAUUAACUUUAAAUGAGCUCUAUUUGUAAUUGAAGUGAAUGACAAAGAAAGACUCUACCCUACUCAAAAAGAUUUUGAAUGAAACAUAAAUAAAAUGUCAAUAAGCUAAAAGUUAUACUCAAUUGAAUUGGAUAACUUGUAAUUGAUUGAAAAUUUCCAAUUAUAACGUAAAUUAUUAAUUUCUAUAAGCCCUAAAACCUUGAAAUUUCCGAUACAUUUUUCACAACCACAAAACUGGGAAGGAGAUACAAAGCAUUGACAUUACAAACUUCCCAAUCAGUUUUUUCAAAAUAAAUUCACUGUAGGCUACACAACUCGAAAUCACUUGGAAUUAAAAAUAAUAGUUCAAAAAUCAUUGCGUAUCUUAUAACAAUAAAUUUAAAUAUUUCAAUUCUCAAAAACGACUACGACUGUGACUUCACAAGAAAUCCGUCCGAUUUGGGCAGUGCAAAGUAGGCAGAGCCAUGUUGAUAGUAUUCUAUUGACUGAAGUGCAACUCUUGUUGAGGUUAUGUGUCAACUUUACUUCUAGCUCUAUCUGGCCCACGUCAAUACUGUCUUUAGAUAGUCCGUGUAUUAUCAAAUACUUUUUAAAAGAAUGCGUUGAAGUCUUCAAAAACAGUUAUUAUAAAUCUUGUAUUCCUGAAAAACUGGUAAAAGUUAUUAAAUAAGGAUGACAAUGGGAGAUGAAACUCCUGUCGCUUCCCUGGUUAUGCCUGUUUUGAUACGCCCUGUACUGUCACAGUUGGAGAGAAGCAGUGACGUGGCCGCAUCGCAGACACUGCGUGCCGCACUAACGAAGGCGGAGGCCGUGCAUCCCGGCUUCACGUACGACCUGGUCGUCAGCCUCGUGCGACACGGCGAACUCAGUGUCAACAUCAAUGAGAGUGUGCUGCGGCUGCAGGGCAGUGCAAAUGAUGCCGACGCUGAAUACCGUCUGGCGAGAUCCGAGGAUGUAUUCCAAGAAUUGAACAGGAAAUCUGCUGCGCUGAAAAAGAUUUUGAGCAGGAUACCUGAUGAGAUAACUGAUCGUAAAACAUUCCUUGAAACAAUCAAAGAAAUAGCCAGUGCUAUCAAGAAGCUAUUGGACUCUGUGAGUGAAGUGGGAAGUAUGAUAAUUGGGCCAGCCAGAAAGCAAGCCCUAGAGCAACGCAAGCGCGAUUUCGUCAAGUAUUCGAAAAGAUUCAGCAACACAUUGAAAGAUUAUUUCAAAGAAGGACAGGCUAAUGCUGUAUUCGUGAGUGCUCUCUACCUUAUUCAUCAAACCAACCUUAUAAUGGCUACUGUUAAAAAUAAAUGCGAAUAGACGAUGAGAAAACACUUGAGAAUUCAUUCUUUAUAAAACAAUAUUUUAACUUCACCAUUUUAUGUAAAGUACACAAUGUCUAUAUUAAUUAAAGAAUAGAAUUUUAUUUGAUUACCAAUAUUCCAUGGAAAGUGUUAGCUUUUCUUGUUAGUAAUAAUCUACUUGGUACUACAGUUUUAUUAAUUGGAGUUGAUUUUUAUAUAUAAGAAUAGAAAUACGAGAUUAUUCUUUUAGAUGUAAGAAGAUGUAAAUUAUUUUAAUGAAAUAAAACGUGUUGAAAAUA
Molecule: messenger RNA, 1734 nt
Organism: Nilaparvata lugens (brown planthopper)
Lineage: Eukaryota; Metazoa; Arthropoda; Insecta; Hemiptera; Delphacidae
Gene: Ccm3
Product: programmed cell death protein 10
Exons: 5
Coding region: 819-1451 (210 amino acids)
Biological process (GO): positive regulation of MAP kinase activity; regulation of Golgi organization
Cellular component (GO): Golgi apparatus; FAR/SIP/STRIPAK complex
Molecular function (GO): protein kinase binding
Source: RefSeq, a predicted model, not a curated record